Hylaeus anthracinus is the source of this 672-nucleotide messenger RNA. RefSeq lists its product as uncharacterized. The coding region runs from base 1 to 672 and encodes 223 amino acids. The record is from RefSeq and is a predicted model, not a curated record. The transcript has 2 exons. NCBI's taxonomy places the organism in Eukaryota, Metazoa, Arthropoda, Insecta, Hymenoptera, Colletidae.
AUGGUUACUCAAUUUCCUUUAGACUACAUGCAUCUCGUACUAUUAGGAGUAAUGAAAAAAUUGUUACAGUUUUGGAUUAAUGGUAAACGUAAUGUACGUAUGGUUGCAACUCAGAUAACUCUUGCUUCAACUUCUUUAUUAUCUAUGUCAUUAUUCCUACCUAAGGAAUUUGCUAGAAAGCCAAGGAAAUUAGAUGAAGUUGAUCGCUUUAAAGCCACCGAAUUAAGACAAUUAUUAUUAUAUACUGGGCCAAUAAUAGUCUUAAAAAAAUUAUCACGUGAUAAAUAUGUUCAUUUUUUGAGUUUGAGCAUAGCAAUUCGAAUUUUAUGUAACAAAGAAUAUUGCGUACAACUGCUUGAUUAUGCACACAGUUUAUUAUUGUAUUUUACAGGUAGGGCCCACUGGCUGGGUUUCCCUUUGUGGCAAAUUGUGCGACCGAGCGUGUCGAUUAGCGGCUUUCCCGGCCGCCCACGCGAGGUACGUCACAAUGGUCGUCAAUAUAUAUCAUAUAACGUUCAUAAUUUAAUUCAUUUGUGUUCUUAUGUAAAAUUAUGGGGAGAGUUAGAUAAAUUUAGCGCGUUUAAGUUCGAAAAUUACAUGCAAAAAAUUAAAUCGAGCAUAAUCGAGCCGAUCUUUGAGUCGGCCAUUAGAACAAUUAGUCAAUCGUUGUAA